Molecule: messenger RNA, 2735 nt
Organism: Humulus lupulus (European hop)
Lineage: Eukaryota; Viridiplantae; Streptophyta; Magnoliopsida; Rosales; Cannabaceae
Product: centromere/kinetochore protein zw10 homolog
Exons: 14
Coding region: 117-2390 (757 amino acids)
Biological process (GO): endoplasmic reticulum to Golgi vesicle-mediated transport; mitotic cell cycle; mitotic spindle assembly checkpoint signaling
Cellular component (GO): chromosome, centromeric region; nucleus; RZZ complex
Source: RefSeq, a predicted model, not a curated record
AUCCAGAGACUUACCCAACAGCGUCAUCAUAUACAAUACUACUCAGAACCGUCUCCAGCUUUUUCCAUUUCAUCUUCUCCGUCGUGCUGCGGCCGGAGCCGUCGGAUCCUCCGAAAAUGGACGCCCUCUUUGAUUCAAUCAACGUCCGUGAUCUCCUAUCCGCUCACGACCUCAGCGACCCCACCACACCGCUCUCCGCACCCGAUCUCCGCCUCCUGAUACAGCGUCUCGAAUCUCACUCCCUCCAAAUCAAGGCCAAAAUCCAGUCCUACAUCAUCUCUCACCACCAUGAUUUUUCUAACCUCUUCUCCAUCUGCAAUGACGCCGUUUCCCGCUCCGACCGAAUCUCCGGCGACGUCUCCCACCUCCUUAGUACCAUUUCCGAUCGCCCGAUCGAUGCCGAGAUUUCGGACACCGUCAAGGAAAUGAACACGAAGAUGCAGCAAGUUAGGGCGAAGAGGGAGUUGUUGGUUUUGGUGAAGUUGAUCGUUGAAAUCAACGAGAAAUUGAUGGCUGCAAGGGAGGCCUUGAGGAGUAAACGGUUGAGAUUUGCCGCGGAGGAACUUAGGGACCUGAAGAAGGCCCUAGGAAUAUGUAAUGGUGGUGACCAUCAAGUAGAUGAGAGAGAGCCCGUGGUUUUCGGAUUGUUGAGGAAAGAGUGGUCCGAUUGCUUCGAUGAGAUUCAAGAGGUUCUUUUGAAGCUCAUGGGAAAGGCGGUGCGGUUUGAUCAGGAAUUGAAUGCAGUUCAAGUGGAAUAUUUUCUUAGUGAUGGCGGAGUUGACAGAAUUGAGCUCUGUACGGUUCUAGAGGCUUUAGACGUGAUUGGAAUUUUGGAUUAUGGGUUGGCAAAAGUAGCCGAUUUGUUGAUCAAGUAUGUCAUCUCUCCAGCUGUAAAUUACAGAUCGCCUGUUUCAUUUGUAGAAGAAUUGGUUCAAGACUCUGAGGAACUGACUGGAGCGUUAUUAAAGAUAGUUCCAUCAAGUGAUUCGAAGUUUGAGAAUGAGGGGGAGACUAUUUAUUCAGGAAUUAUUCAGACUAUCAGGUUUGUCUGCAAAAGUAUAUGCUUCCAAAAUGGAUCUUGGAUACAAAGUUUUGGGAGAUUGACAUGGCCAAGGAUUUCAAAUUUGAUUAUUUCAAAUUUUCUUUCUAAGGUUGUCCCUCCAGAUGCUUCAAAACUUUCUGGCUUUCAGAAGAUCAUCGAACACACAUCUAAAUUCGAAAAUGCUUUAAAGGAAGUCGCAUAUAUUUCAAAAUCUGAUAACAAGGAUAACACAUUGAGUGAUUAUGCAGAAAAUGUUGAGGUUCACUUUGCAUCUAGAAAGAAAACAGAAAUUUUGGCAAAUGCUAGAAAGUUGCUUCUGCAAUGUGAUUUUUCUAUACCUCAAGAGUAUGCAAAGAAUGAUAGGGUGGCUGUAAACACUUCCGAACAUCAUGUGCAAUUGCUGUUCCUGUCAGAAAGGUGUGUGGUAUCUAAAGCUGCGCUUCAGCUGAUGGAGCUUGUACAUCAGACACUUAAGGAUGUUUGCUUGUCGUCCACCAGAGUUGCCUUGGAAUUCUACCAUGCUGCUAGGGAUGUUAUACUUCUUUAUGAAGUUGUUAUACCUGUGAAGCUAGAAAGGCAGCUUGAAGGCAUCAACCAGGUAGCUGUUCUCAUGCAUAAUGAUUGCCUCUAUCUAUCACAGGAGAUUCUUGGGCUUGCAUAUGAGUAUCGCCCAGAUUUCCCAAGUUCGAUCAAGGAACAUGCUGUGUUUGUUGAUUUAGCCCCAAGAUUUCAUGUCAUGGCAGAGCAGAUACUGCAGAGACAAAUUCAAUUAGUUAUUUAUAAUUUGAAAGAGGCUAUAGACGGUGCAGAUGGAUUUCAGAAUACCCAUUUGAAGCAUGCAUACGAAUCUGCAAAAUUUAGCAUUGAUCAGGUUAUUUUCAUUCUUGAGAAAGUACAUAUCAUAUGGGAACCACUCUUGAUGCCUUCAACUUACAGGAGAAGCAUGUCUAUGGUUCUAGAGUCGGUAUUUUCUAGAAUUACAAGAGACAUACUGCUUAUCGAUGACAUGGCAGCAGAGGAAACAUUACAGCUCCAAAGAUUAAUUCAUUUGAUGCUGGAAAACCUAUCUUCUCUAUUGGAGUCCUUGGCCAAUGUCCACCAAACAGAGAAUUUACAAGAGAGCAUGACACAGACGCUUGACGAUCUCAUACCAUCAUUACGCAAGAUGCAUAGAUUAGCAGAAUUAUUAGACAUGCCUUUAAAAUCCAUUACCGCAGCUUGGGAAAGUGGAGAUUUACUGAGCAGUGCUUUUACAUUAAAAGAGGUUCAAGACUUCAUCAAAGCCAUAUUUGCGGAUUCACCUCUGAGGAAAGAAUGUUUGUGGAGAUUAGCAAAUGCUAGUUUCUAGAAGCUUCGAUCAAUUUUCCUCCAUCAAAAGAAAGAUAUAUCAGAAGAACAAGGGGAAGGGUUAGAAGCUUUAUGGCUGUGAAGCUGAUUCUCCUAUGACUUCUCAUUGGAUGUCCCAACUAAAUUAGAUGACGAUAUUCUGACAUAAGAUAGGUUUGUAUUUUUAUAGAACUUUCAUAAAACUUACAUGUGUGUAAAGAGGAGAAAGAAGAGGGUACAACAUUGUUCCUGUUAUAUUGUAACCAAUUGUUUUUGGUAAGAUUCCGUUAUUUAAUUUUCAGUUAAUUUAGUGUUCCAAACUGACAAGUGCGGCUUGAAAAUAAGACGACAUGAUACUUUUUUUUUU